AUGAAGUACUCUACCGUUCUUGCAGUUCUCGUGGCUGCUGCCUCAGCACGUCCAUCCCUUCUUCCGAGGCAGGAGAAGAACGCCAGCGUUGAGGAUGUCGUCGCUUCAUUCAAUGGACUGAGCGAGGCCCAGCAAGCCGACUUUCUCAACCAAGUCACUCAAGCCAAUGCGCAAGUCGGCGCCGAGCAGAAUGCAGAUGCUCAAAAUGCCGAUGAGCAAGCCGCCAACGAGCAAAAUGCAGAUGAGCAAGCGGCUGCUGCCCAGGAUGCCGCUGCCCAGGAUGCCGCUGCCCAGGACGCCGCUGCUCAAGAUGCCGCCGCCCAGAAAGCCGCGGCCAAGCAAGCAAAGGCCGAUCAAGCAGCAGCAGAGCAAGCAGCUAAGGAUCAGCAAGCCCAACAGGACGCCCAACAGAACAACAAUGACAACAACAACGACAAUAACAACAACAACCAGGGCGACCAAAAUGCUGCAGUUGAUGCCAUUGCCGCCUCAGGAGGCAAAGCAGAUGUCAAGGUCGACGGCUCGAAGUCCGAUGACAACAACGCCAACGUCAACGCAGUUGCAUUGGACGAUGGUGAGGUCAGCGUCAACAUCGAAUGA
Molecule: messenger RNA, 600 nt
Organism: Diaporthe amygdali
Lineage: Eukaryota; Fungi; Ascomycota; Sordariomycetes; Diaporthales; Diaporthaceae
Exons: 1
Coding region: 1-600 (199 amino acids)
Source: RefSeq, a predicted model, not a curated record